AUGGAGAAGACUAGCACGACCACCAACAAGAAAGAAGUUACAGAUAGAAGUAGCUUGAUCGAUCUGGUAUUCUCUUGGUCUCUCAGGGAUGUUCUCAACAACCAUCUUUACAAAAACCAGGUUCCCAAGAUUCCCAAGACAUUCGCGACUGUGACGAGCUACAAGAAAUCAUUCAUUCCUUCACUCAUUGAGGAAACUCAUGCUGAUUUACUCUCAAACAUGAUGACUCUGUCGCACGCACCUACUUGUGAGAUACUGACAGUUGAAUAUUCUAGAGAUCAUAAACCUCCCAAAGCUUUGUUUUAUGAUAUAACAUAUAAGAAAGAUGCAGAAGUUGAUAAGAAUCACAAAGGGCCAAUGUAUGAGCCACAGGUUGGAGAUCUCAUUGCCUUGACUAAUGUCAAACCAAAAUGCAUUGACGAUCUGAAUAGGCCCCAAAGGUUCUAUCUUAUUGCUUAUGUUGAUAGAGUGACUGAUCUUGAAGAGUUUCCUGAUGAUUUUGAAUUCAAAAUACGCUCGUCGAAGCCUAUAGGUUUCGGAGAGCAAGACACACAACAGAGCAAGAGAGAAACACUUUUUGCUGUCUAUCUGAUGAACAUGACAACAAACAUUCGUGUAUGGACUGCCUUGAACUCAGAAGGGGGAAACACAAAUAUCAUUGAGAAAGUUCUGCAACCCAAUUCAGAUGAUGGGAGUUCUUGCACAGUUUGUUUUCCCAAAGAAAAAUGCUCUCCUGACCUUUCUACUAUAUGGCCCACAAUUAGCUCUCAUAGUCUAAAUGAGUCCCAAGAAGCUGCAAUUUUAAACUUUAUUAGUUUGAGCAAAUGCCAACACCAGAAUGCUGUCAAAUUAAUAUGGGGUCCUCCUGGUACUGGGAAAACAAAGACCGUCAGUCUAUCACUCUUUGCUCUGUUUAAGUUGAAGUGCAGAACACUAACAUGUGCUCCCACCAAUAUUGCGGUUUUAGAAGUGGCAGCACGGCUCCGGAGAUUGGUUAAUCAUUCACUUGAGUAUGGUAAGUAUGGACUUGGAGAUAUAAUUCUCUUUGGGAACAAGAAGCGAAUGAAGGUCGAUGGUAAUGCUAACCUUCUUGAUGUAUUUCUUGAUCAUCGUGUUAAAACUCUGUACAAGUGUUUGGUCCCUUUAUCCGGAUGGAAGCAUUUGUUAGAAUCAAUGAUAUGUCUACUCGAGGAUCCAGAUAAACAGUACUCUUUAUACUUGGAAAAGGAAGUGGAAAAGCAUAAAGAGAAUGCUCAAGAAAAUGAGAAGGGUGCUAAUGGAAAUGCAGAAAGUGUAAGCGAGGAUAAUCCUUUGACAUUUGAGGAGUUCGUGAGGAAAAAAUUUGAUUCAGUCGGUGAUGAUAUGAAGUUUUGUAUGGUAAACUUUUACACUCACUUACCAACUUCUUGCAUUUCACUUGAGGUGGUGAAGGAUAUGGUUGCAGCUUUGAGUUUACUUAAGUCUCUUAAAUCUUCAUUGCAUAGCAUUGGCGUCCCUAACAAAGGUUCAAAGUUACUCCUAAACGAUUUCAAAGGUCCAGGAAGCUUUAGUGGUUGGUUUACACAGUUGGGAAAAAAGUGUGUUUGUAAACUGAAGUUGCUUCCUCAGGAAUUUUCUGGUCUGAAUUCCAAUUCCAUUAAUAAAUUUUUAAUAAAACAUUUCUGCCUGCAAAAUGCUUGCUUAAUAUUUUGUACUGCAUCAACUUCUGCCAAAUUGGACAACGCAGCAGCAGUGAAACCACUCGAAUUGUUAGUCAUUGAUGAAGCUGCCCAGCUUAAAGAAUGUGAAUCAGCAAUUCCCUUACAACAGUCUGGUAUCCGCCAUGCUAUUCUCAUAGGAGAUGAGAGGCAACUCCCUGCUAUGGUUAAAAGCAAGGUUUCCGCAAAGGCUGAAUUUGGAAGAAGUUUGUUCGAAAGGCUGGCAGGGUUGGGCCACGCGAAGCAUCUUCUAAAUAUCCAAUAUAGGAUGCAUCCAUCCAUCAGCUUAUUUCCAAAUAGGGAGUUUUACGACAAUCAGAUAUUAGAUGGUCCAAAUGUCAAUGAAAGAAGCUAUGAGAGGUGCUUCCUUGAGGGAAAAAUGUACCAAUCCUACUCCUUUAUAAAUGUAGCCAAUGGAAAAGAUGAAUUUGAUCAUGGUCAUAGUAGAAAAAAUAUGGUGGAGGUUGCUGCGGUCUCUGAGAUAGUUGCAAGCCUUUACAAAGAUUUCAUUGGCAAAAGGAAGAAGGUCAGUGUUGGGGUCAUAUCACCAUACAAGGCUCAAGUUCAUGCGAUUCAAGAGAGAGUCAAAAAUUACAGUAAGGAUUCUGAUGCAGGCUUCUCUGUAAGUGUGCGAUCUGUUGAUGGUUUCCAAGGUGGUGAAGAGGAUGUAAUAAUUAUCUCCACUGUAAGAUGUAAUGGGAAUGGAUCAAUUGGUUUCUUGUCUAACCGUCAAAGAGCAAAUGUGGCGCUCACACGUGCAAGGUAUUGUCUUUGGAUUUUGGGGAAUGGAUCGACUUUGGUUAACAGUGACUCUAUUUGGAAAAAGCUAGUCCUUGAUGCCGAGAGACGGGAAUGCUUUCAUAAUGCUGAUGAGGACAAUAACUUGUCUCAGGCUAUUGCAGUUGCCCUCCUGGAGCUUGGCCAACUUCAUUCUUUACUUAAUAUUGACUCUUUUCUGUUCAAAAAUGCAAGAUGGAAGCUAACAUUAUCAAAGCCUAUUGAGUGGCCGGAUCUUACUUCAGUGUAG
Molecule: messenger RNA, 2724 nt
Organism: Prunus mume (Japanese apricot)
Lineage: Eukaryota; Viridiplantae; Streptophyta; Magnoliopsida; Rosales; Rosaceae
Source: RefSeq, a predicted model, not a curated record